GUCAUAUGACGGAAAUGAAACUGGCACAGUUUAGCGGAAAGGAACUAAAACGUCGUUGUAUUACCGAGCUGCCUGUGGGACAUUUGGACUUUGUGCAGUGAUACUUUGUGUUGUUCCGUUUCUGGACACACAGUCAGGGGAACUGUAAAUGUGACGCUCCUUCAGCAUCCUCAUUUGAGCAGCUGCAGUUUGCGGGGAAGCUCACCUGUCUGUCAUCAUGCUAACCGUGUUUGUUGUUGUCGUUGCUCUUGUUUCUCAAACUGCGGCUCGCUACACCCCAGACUGGACGAGCCUGGACGCCAGGCCGUUGCCCUCAUGGUACGACGAAGCCAAACUGGGAAUUUUCAUCCACUGGGGCGUGUUUUCUGUGCCCGGCUUUGGCAGCGAGUGGUUCUGGUGGCACUGGCAGGGCCAGCAGCCCCCGGACCAGAAAUAUGUGAACUACAUGUCCCAGAACUACCCACCGGGCUUCACCUACCCAGAGUUUGCUCGUCAGUUUCACGCACAGUUCUUCAAUCCGGAUGAGUGGGCGGAUAUUUUCAAAGCUUCUGGUGCAAAGUAUGUGGUCCUGACUGCCAAACACCACGAAGGCUUUACUAACUGGGAGUCUCCAAACUCAUGGAACUGGAAUUCUGUUGAUACUGGUCCUCACAGGGACCUGGUGGGAGACCUGGCAGAGGCAGUGCGCAACAGGUCACUGCACUAUGGACUCUACAAUUCCUUGUAUGAGUGGUUUCACCCUCUCUAUCUCAUUGACAAGAAGAAUGGCUUCAAAACGCAGGAGUUUGUGCUGCAGAAACUACUUCCAGAGCUUUAUAACAUGGUUGUAAGGUAUCGACCUGAAGUCAUCUGGUCUGACGGAGACUGGGAAGCACCUGACACCUACUGGAACUCUACCGAAUUCUUGGCCUGGCUCUACAACGACAGCCCGGUUAAAGAUAUCGUUGUGACUAAUGACCGAUGGGGAGCUGGCUGUGCCUGUAAACAUGGCGGCUACUACAACUGCGAGGACAAGUACACGCCGGGCCAGCUGCCCACACACAAGUGGGAGAAAUGCACAUCUGUGGAUACUCUUUCCUGGGGUUACCGUCGAAACAUGAAGAUGAACGAACUUUUGCCAUUGGCUGCGAUUAUCGAGGAUCUGGUCCGCACUGUGGCUUUUGGGGGUAACUACCUUCUGAAUGUGGGUCCCACACCUGACGGGAUGAUCCCCCCUUUGUUUGAGGAGAGGCUAAGAGGUGUUGGAGACUGGCUGGAGGUCAACGGGCAGGCCAUUUACUCUUCCAAACCCUGGAGGGUGCAGUCAGAAAACACCACUGUACCAGUUUGGUAUACAUCUAAGGGGUUGACAGUCUAUGCCAUCCUAACAGCCAAACCCCCGAUGAGCACAGUGAAACUGCUGGCACCCAAAACUUCAGCCAUCACACAGGUGUUCUUGGUGGGGAAUCCCACACCUUUAUCUUGGGCCCCAGUCAACCCCGGUGGUGGCCUUGUUGUCCUUUUGCCAGAGCUGCCUUACACUCCUGCUCAGGCAUGGACGCUUGAACUGGACUUAGUGCACUUCAACUUCCUAUAAACCAACUUUCCUCUGACUGGCCUUUUCUCGCAAACAGAAGGGUUGAACUGAAGGUGGGUGGGGCUUCUGUGCUCACAGCCACGAGCUGUGCACCUGAGAUGGCCAUAUUAGGGAUACCUGAUGUCUUCUAUAUCCUACGGAGCCAAGAACAGAAAAACCAUCAGAAACCAGUGCUUAUUUCAGUUUUUGUUUUGUAUAGCCUUUUACCACUGUAACAGUUUAUAUAG
Messenger RNA from Pelmatolapia mariae (spotted tilapia), 1803 nucleotides. Its product is annotated as tissue alpha-L-fucosidase-like. NCBI's taxonomy places the organism in Eukaryota, Metazoa, Chordata, Actinopteri, Cichliformes, Cichlidae. Gene Ontology annotation, molecular function: alpha-L-fucosidase activity. Gene Ontology annotation, cellular component: lysosome. Bases 218 to 1576 code for a protein of 452 amino acids. The record is from RefSeq and is a predicted model, not a curated record. Gene Ontology annotation, biological process: glycoside catabolic process; fucose metabolic process. The transcript is spliced from 9 exons.